Messenger RNA from Tachysurus vachellii, 1487 nucleotides. Its product is annotated as leucine-rich repeat-containing protein 36-like. The coding region runs from base 129 to 1487 and encodes 452 amino acids. The transcript has 9 exons. NCBI's taxonomy places the organism in Eukaryota, Metazoa, Chordata, Actinopteri, Siluriformes, Bagridae. The record is from RefSeq and is a predicted model, not a curated record.
UCUUCUGCCUUCACUACAUUCAGUGAACUUUCGCAAUAUCUUUCAGGUGGUUUGAAAGAUUAAUAAAUAUCUAAAAGAGUGUAAAAAAGUGAAAAUCUUGGACAAAAAGAUGCAUUCAUGAAUGAGGGAUGAAUUCUGGGAAAGAGAAGAAGAAAGCGAUCAGUGAUCAGCAGGAUCUUAUGAGCAACACUCUGGUGUCUGCAGAUAAGGAGUUGAGGCAUGUUGGUGUUAGGAAAUCACACAACUCCAACCUGGAAGAAUAUGACAAAGUAUCUCCUGGUCCUUCUCACUCUGUUCUGCUUUCCUCUUCCUCUCCUCUUCCACGAUCCAAAGAUCUCAGAGUGACUUUCGAACAGGAAAAUUCAAACAGCUUUCCAAGGACAAAAAGCAAACAAAAAGCAUCCCCUUUAUUAUUGAGAACUGAGCAGCAAUCAGUAUUCACUCCUACAUGGAGCACACCAGAGAUCAGAUCUUUAUAUUUGGACUCUGAGCUUACAGAAGGAACCAAUAAACCAUGGGACAUGAAUUUUAGGGAUGUUGUUUUGUCACGGACUGAAAUGAAUCACCCUUUGGCUGAAGCUGACACAGAGCUGGAAUCACGUACUGACAGACUGCUCCGCCUUACCAGGGACUUAUAUGAAGUGACCCAUCUACCUGAUGCUGCCGUACAGUUUUUUGAGUUGAGACAAGAGGAACGAUCACCAAAACAUAAACUCUGCAUGAAUUCCUUAUUACAGCCAGACAAACAGAAAACCCAGCAGACUCCUAAGCAACAGCUGAAGAAACAGGUGAUCUUUCCAGAAAGCCAUAGAAGCUCUGUGCCUGGUCCAGUUGUCCAGCCCUAUGGCCCUGAUGUGUGUGCUGUAUUGCGGAGUCUACUGGAUUUGGUGGAUGAGCACUGGAGUGGACAAUUCUCCCUGCACCUCAAUCUCAACUUUAUGGCAAAAGCCAUCCUCCUUCUGUUACCUCUGACCAACCCUGUUCCAUCAUCUCAACCUGAGGACAAGAAAGUAGAAGAAAAUAACAAACAGAAAGGGACCAGGGAAUGGUGUGAUGUGGAAAAAUCAAAGCCGGUAAAGAGCAGAGUGGGGGAUGAGCAGUGUGGAAAUGAGGAGUGGGAAAGCUUUGGAGAACAACCAACAGCACUUGAUGUCUCUGAAGUUAGACAACUAAAGAGACAACCUCCCAAAACGCAACGUGAACAGGAAACCUUGAAGACGAGACUGAUCAUGGCUUUAAAAGAGAACUUCAUUUUGCGAGAAGAGAAAAUGAAGAUGAUUGCAAGUCUGGAACGUGACACCACACUUUUGGACUUGGGGGUACAUCUGGAUAGAGAAACACAAGUUCUUCAACAGCAACACAAACUCUUAAAGCAGUUAGAACAAACACUGCAUCUUCUACAGGACAAUCACAGAUCCUUGCUAUCACAACAUGACUGGCUACAGAAUUUGAUCAAAAGAACCAGCAAAUCCAGUAAAACAAUAUAA